Molecule: messenger RNA, 804 nt
Organism: Exaiptasia diaphana
Lineage: Eukaryota; Metazoa; Cnidaria; Anthozoa; Actiniaria; Aiptasiidae
Product: 5-hydroxytryptamine receptor 1F-like
Exons: 3
Coding region: 1-804 (267 amino acids)
Biological process (GO): G protein-coupled receptor signaling pathway
Cellular component (GO): membrane
Molecular function (GO): G protein-coupled receptor activity
Source: RefSeq, a predicted model, not a curated record
AUGAACGAAUGGCAAUCUCUAGCAGAGGUCGUCUACCCUUUCACAAUAGGACURAUAGUAACUGUCAGCGUCUCUGCCUUACCUACAGUUGUACUAAACUCGUUGAUCUUAACAGCCAUCAUCCGYACRCCAACUCUACAUACMCCUUCCAAUAUCUUGACUUGUAAUCUUGCGGCAGCCAACUUGGGAGUUGCSCUUAUUGCUAUUCCUUUUGGAGUGGCUUGGAAGUUUUUAGAACUGUACUAUCACGACUAUGAUAUACUGUGCAGUAUAACGAUUGUCACUUWCUCAAUCUGUUCCUUCUUCWAUGGCGGCAGUUUCUUAACUUUAGUAUUUGCGACUUUGGAUCGAUAYCUUGCGUUAGUUCUYCAUCUACGCUAUCCACUGCUYGUCACCAAUGGAAGAGUUAUCAUCACGUGCRUUCUCUAUUGGUGUACMUCUUUAAUUCAGAUUCCUCUUCUGAUGGKCGGAAGGAAUGUGUAUUUUAUUGCUGCAUCAAUAAUGAUAGUGCUAUUGCUGGUCAUCAUUGUGUUUUGUUACUCUCAAAUCUUCACUAUCAUUCGCCGUCAUCACAAUCAGAUUGCAAGCCAAGCAGUCAACUCUCCGACCUUUUUGCAUAGCAAAGUYACGUUUAUGUUAGGAAGCAUUUUCAACGGGACAAGUUAUGUGACCAUUCUUGUUGCAAUUGUGGAUCGAUAUCUUGCUCUGGUUCUUCAUCUUCGAUACCUGUCUGUUGUCACCGUUAGAAGACGAGUUUACGUCUCUGGUCUGUCGGUACKGGAAUACUGUAUCUCAACCCUUUAG